Entrophospora sp. SA101 is the source of this 2028-nucleotide messenger RNA. The record is from the annotation of a GenBank genome assembly. NCBI's taxonomy places the organism in Eukaryota, Fungi, Glomeromycota, Glomeromycetes, Entrophosporales, Entrophosporaceae.
AUGGCUAUCCCUGAUAUGUGGAUUAAAUUAUUGAAAGAACAACGUGAUGAAGAUUGGAAUGUUGGAGAUAUUUGUUGGACAUUAAUAAAUAGAAGACAUAUGUUUGAUAAAGCCAUGCAAAAUUUAGAAGAAAAACAUCAUUGGUUAGAUUCACCUCAGGCAUAUAUUUCAGCAAAGCAUGAAAGUGAUAAGGUUAUAGUGUUCGAACGAGGAAAUUUGUUAUGGAUUUUCAAUUUCCAUCCUACAAAUUCAUUUUCUGAUUAUAAAGUUGGUACAGAAUGGUCGGGUAAAUAUACCGUUAUAUUAAACUUGGAUAAUAAAAAAUUUGGAGGUCAUGAUAGAAUAAAUGAAAAUCCUAAAGUGCAAGUCUUCUUUUUAAAAUUUUUAUUUCGUAAAACCUCCAAUGGAAAUGCCAAAUAUCUCGCAUUAUCAAAAUGUUCACCAGAAGAAUUCUCAGAAUUCAUCAUAUUAGGUCUAGCUAGUCCUUUGAUUCUUGAUAUAGAAAGCAAUGGCACUUUGGCAAUCUGUCGUGAACAAUUAUUGCUUAUAGUCAGCCUACUUGGACGUGGUGACCGGUGUGAUAUCGAAAUAAACUGUGAAGAUGGUAUAGUUCUUCACGCGUCUAGAGUAAUAUUGGCAGCUCGUUCAGAAGUACUCGAUAGAAUGUUAUACAACGGAAUGAAAGAAUCUACACAAAAUGAAAUUUAUUUACCAAAAAUAAACUCUAAAGCAAUGCAAGUAGUUCUAGAGUUCUUAUAUACCGGUAGCAUAGGAGAAAAAACCUUGACUGGAAAAAACGCAAUUGAAGUAUUCCAUGCAUCUGAUUAUUUCAUGUUACCAGAUUUACAAGAUUAUGUGAUGAUUUAUAUAGAGAACUGUCACGACGAAAGUAAACACGACUCGAUUACAAGACUUUAUACAAAAUUUGUCGAGAUUAUGGGUCCAUUAACACACAAUGAAUUGUUCAAAAGAUUAUUUCAUCUAGUUGCUUCAACACCAUUGGACUACGUUAGUUACAACACGUUUUCCGGCCAAUCAUUACAAGUUUUGUUGUCUCAUUCAUUAGAAAUGAAGGAUGAAUACUUUGCUACUUCAGAGUAUGGAGUAUUCCGAUACUUGGUUUUAUGGGGCGCAAAUCAAGUAUCACGUAAUGCCGUGACUCUUUUCCAGUUUUUAUUACCUUCUGCCGAAUCAAUUUUGGCUGGUGGGAGUUUUAAUAUUAGGAAAGAAAAAAAACAUAGUCGCCGUCGUCAUCGUGAUCAUCAGAAUUAUUACCAAGGUAAUGGCAGUGACGUUGAUGAUAAUGACAACGAAGAUGACGAUCUUGCUAUUAAAGAAUCAAAUAAACAUCAAAUUAAAGAAUCAUUGAGAACUGCUAUUAUUGAUAUUAUAUCAUCUACUCUACCAUUCAUUGAUUUUAGAUUAUUUGAUCCGGACGUUUUGGUGAAUGUGAUUGAGCCAUUAGAUAUAAUCCCAUCAAAUAUUUUAUAUCAGGCAUAUCGCUAUCACUCAACAAGAAAAAUGCCCAAAAACACAACUCGAGGUCUUGCACCACCAUUAAGAUGGGAUAGAAAUAAGCAAUAUGAACCAUUUAUACGUCAUACCGGUGAUAAUGACACCUUGAUUAUUUCUAAAAAUCAAUCACAUUUAGUAUUUAAAACAACUCAAGGUUUUAAAAAUGGUUACCACAAAUGGGAUAUAAUUGUGGAAGAGUCAUUUGAACAGACAGUUUACAUUGGUGUUUGCAGCACAGAUAUUGAUCAUUUACAAUUCCUUGGUAAUCAGAAACACGGUUGGGUUUUUGGAUCGGAUGGUACCAUUUAUCAUGACGGGGAAAGUUAUUAUUAUGGAGAACCUUUUGAUGAUCUAUCAAAAAUCACUGUUCAUCUGGACAUGAACAAAAGAACUUUGGCCUUUUCUAUUGACGGCGAUUAUUUUGGUAUUGCUUUUACCAAUAUUCCAUCAAAGGUUUAUCCCGCUAUUUCAUUAACGGAUAGAGCACAAUUUAAAAUUAGAGAACACAAAUAA